Fusarium vanettenii 77-13-4 is the source of this 1110-nucleotide messenger RNA. RefSeq lists its product as uncharacterized. Lineage: Eukaryota; Fungi; Ascomycota; Sordariomycetes; Hypocreales; Nectriaceae. The transcript has a single exon. The coding region runs from base 1 to 1110 and encodes 369 amino acids. The record is from RefSeq and is a predicted model, not a curated record.
AUGCAAAAGCUGCAUUGGAGAUGCGAGGCGCUCCAGGCUGCGGAGAGGCAGGCAGAGGAGGCCGCCAAGAGAGUAGAGAGAAUAACCGAGGAGGGCGUUGAGAGAGCGCAAAGGAUGGUUGACAAAGUAGAGAAGAUCGGCAAGGGAGUCGAAGAUAGGGCAGAGAAGUUCUUUGGGAGCAUGCCUCGACCAGAAUUCCACUACGAUCACGACACUCAGCAAGGUGAUCAACCUGGCCAGGCUCACCAAACCCGCCACCAAUUUGGAAAUCAUCACCACAGUGGCCCAGCGCCUGCUACGACAAUCUACCAUCACUACCACCAUGGACAAUCGGCUGCCACAGAAACCUCGACUACUACUUUUACAUCGACCACAGUAACGACCUCUACUUCUACUAUAACUUGCGUCACUUUGACAGCCACAACUACCAUUGCAACCGCGACUACAACAGCUUUCUUUGACGCCGCUACACGACCCAAAGAGAUAGGUUUAGAGGAGCUACUUGAACCCGUCUACUCGCCUAUCUUCUGGGUCCUCGGAGUCUUCCUCCUCAUCUGUACCAUUGCCUUGUACAGUCUACUAAAGAACGAGAAUCCCCGCGAUCAAAAGACCCAACCUUCUACCGAGUCCGAAUUUUGGAUGUCUUUACCCACACAAAUCGAAUUCGACCUCACGAGCCUGAAACCAUACAUAACAACGCCGUCUCGUCGGUUCUUGGCCGUGACUCUCUGCAGAACUACCGCAGCGCUGUAUUGCCUCGAAAGCUACUGGAUCAUGAAGACAAUGUGGACCAUUUUCAAACCCUUUCUGGAGAUUUUGUGGGAGGGAACUGGCCUGGCCAUCUUCGUCGUUAUUGUGCUCACACCCUUUCAUCUGCUUGCAUGGUCUAUGAUUGGCCAGGCUAUUUGCAUCGGCUUGGACUUUCCAUUCACUUUUGUCAGCCAGUUGGCCUUGCUGCCAGUCUCUGCAGAUGUCAGCCAUGCGUCUACCAGCAAGGGAAAGAAAAGGCCUAAAAAUGAGGCAUCCAAAAGGGAUAAGCAGGCAUGCAAGGACAAGCAGUCGACGGGAUCGGGAUCAGAGGAAGGAUGGCAGACGGAUCUGCAUGGCUGA